Molecule: messenger RNA, 2485 nt
Organism: Etheostoma cragini (Arkansas darter)
Lineage: Eukaryota; Metazoa; Chordata; Actinopteri; Perciformes; Percidae
Gene: tmem209
Product: transmembrane protein 209
Exons: 15
Coding region: 53-1813 (586 amino acids)
Cellular component (GO): membrane
Source: RefSeq, a predicted model, not a curated record
GGCACCGCUACCGGAAAUCACGUCAUGUAGCUUCCGGUUAAAAUACAAAAUUAUGCAGCGCUGCGGUUGUCAUUCACUUCAGCGUGUGUUUUGCUCUGCUUCUCGUCUCAGCCUGAAAAAAGAGCUAGAUAACAUCAUGUUGACUCCAGGGAAGGACGGGAUGCCCAGCAUGAUAGACAGGGCGCUGAGGAUGCGGAGGGAGGAACAGGCUCGUCAGGUGGUCCUGGCCUGGGCUGUGCUCAACGUGUCUCUAGCUGGCAUGAUUUACACUGAAAUGUCAGGGAAAUUGCUCAGCCGUUACUACAACAUAACCUACUGGCCUAUCUGGUACAUCGAACUGGUGCUAGCCUCUCUAUUUAGCCUGAAUGCCCUUUUUGACUUCUGGAAAUAUUUCAAAUACACAAUGUCUCCCUCCACCAUUGCUGUAUCCCCAGAACAGCAUCAACUUCUGGGUCUGAAAAACACAAGUAUUCAUGCCACUCCGCCCCAAAAGCCAGAAAAAAAGGAGACCCCAGUUCCAGCCCAGUCGUCUCCAUUGCAGGGCCAAAGUGUACUAAGUUUCAGCCCCUCACGGCCGGUCCCCACCAGCCCCAAGUUCUCUCCCAGCUGUGUACCCGGGUACAGUCCUCCGCUCAGCAGCCCAUCCACCCCAAGCAGUGCUGGGGGGCCCUUUUCCCCCUCCGUGGCUUUUGGAAAGGUAUUGAACUACAGUCCCUCCCCUGGCUCCUCUCCCUACCCCAGCAGCAUUGGACCGGCAGAAGGCUCAAGCCUGAGAGCUCGAUAUCGCACAUCCCCCUCAGUGUUUAACUCCCCUGGAAGCAAGGAAGACUGCAUGCAGGAUCUGAAAAGCCUGGAGAGGUUCCUCCGCACAGAGGAGGAGAGGAGUCACCGCAGCCAGCUAGGGAGUCCAGAGUCUGUGUCUCCGAGCCACAGCCCGACAUUUUGGAACUACAACCGCUCCGUGGGAGAUUACGCCCAGAGCCUGAGGAAGUUUCUGUAUCAGCCGGCCUGCCGCUCUCAAGCCCCAUCUGCCCACAAGGAUGAGACGGACCUGGGCUCCAAACAGGCUGCAGAGGAGGUGUGGGCCAGGAUCACUACCAGUCGCCCUGUAGUGGACCGCAUUGAUAGCUGGACAGCCAAGCUUAGAAAUUGGAUCAGUGACACUAUCUUGGUCCCCCUGGUCAAGGAAAUGGACUCUGUCAACAGCCAGCUCAGGAGGAUGGGCCACCCUGAGCUCCAGAUAGGAGAGGCCAGCAUAAGCAGCCUGAAACAGGCAGCAGUGAUGAAAGCCUCAUCCAUCCCCACGAUGAACUCUAUUGUUCAGUAUCUGGACAUCACUCCCAACCAGGAGUAUCUAGUGGACCGUUUAAAGGAGCUGGCCCACAGCGGCUGCAUGAGCUCCUUUCGCUGGAAUGGUGGUGGUGAUGUGAAGAACAGAAAGUGGGACACAGACCUCCCCACUGACUGUGCUAUUCUCAUGCAUAUGUUUUGUACAUACUUGGACUCCAGACUGCCCCCACACCCAAAAUACCCAGAUGGGAAGACUUUCACCUCGCAGCACUUCAGUCACACCCCAGACAAACUUGAUGUUACCAAGGAGAGCCUCUUCUGCAUCCACCAAAGCAGCACCACUCCCCCUCACUACCAGCUCAUCUACCAGGGACAUAUCUACAGUCUACCCAAGGGCAGGAACAACCUGUUCCACACCAUUCUCAUGUUCCUCUAUGUCAUUAAGGCUAAGGAGUCAGGGAUGCUGGGGAGAGUAAAUCUUGGCCUCUCUGGUGUGAACAUCUUGUGGAUAUUCGAAAACUGAUGCGUCGUCAUUUACAAGUGGACCCCUCCCCCAAUCCUGUGUGGCUUCACUGGUUGGAAUUUUGAAAGACAAUAAAUGCAUAUUUUUGGACAUUUUCUCAAUUUUAUUGUACAAAUUGGUAACAUUCUGUUUUGUCAUUUUAAGGACACAUUUAUGUUUCACCACAGUGUGCUUAUGAUACACUGCAGGGCUGUAUUUUUAACAUUGUUUUUUUCAUAUUUUGUAUUUUGAGAAUGUGCCAGCAUCACAGCCUUGUAAAUAAUAUACCUCAGUUUUAUCUGAUGAAAUGUAAAGGGCUCAGACCCAUUUACCAUGAAUGUAAAUACAGUAUGUGUGGACUUGAUUUUUAUCAGCUUCAAUAAUCUGGUGCAACUGGUACAUAUUUAGUUUCUUCCUAUAGUUGAAUGAUUGUCUGCUGUGGUAGGGAUGUUCCUGACAUGCUUGAAGUCAACUACAGAAAUGGGAGUAAUGCACAAAAAGUUCAAGCAUCAAAGUAUUCUGUAGUACUAGGCAGCAAUGCAACACAACUAGUUACAGUGUUUCUGUUGAUUUCUUUUGAUAUGUGAUAUGGCAUCUGCCGUUUGUUAAAUUUCGAACCUACAUGCUGUCUUGUUUUCAACAAAAUCCCAUUUUACAUUUGUACCAAAAGACUAGAAAAUAAAAUUGAGAUAU